Molecule: messenger RNA, 576 nt
Organism: Nerophis lumbriciformis (worm pipefish)
Lineage: Eukaryota; Metazoa; Chordata; Actinopteri; Syngnathiformes; Syngnathidae
Source: RefSeq, a predicted model, not a curated record
AUGAGCGAAGGAGAGGUUUUCCACGAGAAGCAGCGACUGGAGCUGUGCGCCAUCCACGCGCUCAACAACGUGCUCCAGGAGCGGGUGUUUACCAAGGAAACUGCAGACGACAUCUGCAAACGGUUGGCUCCGCAGUGUGUGGUCAACCCCCAUCGCUCUGUGUUGGGGACAGGCAACUACGAUGUCAAUGUUAUCAUGGCGGCAUUACAGAGCAGAGACCUAGCAGCUGUGUGGUGGGAUAAACGCAGGCCGGUGCAGAGCCUUUGCAUCUCCAGAGUUCAGGGCUUCAUCCUGAACGUCCCUUCUUGCGUGUCGUUUGGCAUCCUGUCCCUGCCUCUCCUGCGCCGACGUCACUGGCUGGCCGUCCGCCAAGUCAACGGGCAUUACUACAACCUGGACUCCAAGCUAAAAAGUCCAGCGUGCAUCGGAGGGGAAGCGGAACUAAGGACUUUUCUGAGCGAGCAGCUGUCUCAAGAUGUGGCUGAGAUGCUCCUUGUGGUACAGCGAGAGGUGGAGGAGGACGGCUCCUGGUUGAACCCUGACAUUCCGUGUAACGGGGCAAAGAGUUCAGUGUGA